UGCCGCUGCGCCGGGCGGGAGGCUGCGCGCGGAGCUGAGCUGAGACGCGGAGGGAUGGGGAGCGGGCCGCCCGGGCUGCAGGAGCCGCAGGAGCCGCGGGAGCACCGACGCUGGGCGUAGGCGGCGCGGGGCACUUUGAGAUAGGAUGAGGCUCCUGGCUGGCGCGCGGUAGUACUAUGAUUUGGUAUGUGGCCACUUUGAUAGCAAGUGUGAUCAGCGCCCGAGGUCUUGCGGCUCAAGGCGCCCACGGCCUGCGAGAGGAGCCCGAGUUUGUGACGGCGAGGGCCGGCGAGGGCGUGGUCCUGCGAUGCGACGUGGUCCACCCAGUGACAGGGCAGCCCCCGCCCUACGUCGUGGAGUGGUUCAAGUUCGGGGUGCCCAUCCCCAUCUUCAUCAAGUUUGGCUACUACCCACCCCACGUGGACCCUGAGUAUGCAGGCCGGGCGAGCCUCCACGACAAAGCUUCCCUGCGGCUGGAGCAGGUGCGCGCUGAGGACCAGGGCUGGUACGAGUGCAAGGUGCUCCUGCUGGACCAGCAGUACGACACCUUCCACAACGGCAGCUGGGUGCACCUCACCAUUCACGCUCCUCCCACCUUCACAGAAACACCCCCCCAGUACAUCGAGGCCAAGGAGGGUGGCAGUGUUACCAUGACCUGCACGGCUUUUGGGAACCCCAAGCCCAUUGUCACCUGGCUCAAGGAGGGGACGCUCCUGGGUGCUAGUGGCAAGUACCAGGUUAGUGACGGCAGCUUGACGGUGACAUCAGUCAGUCGGGAGGACAGAGGUGCCUACACCUGUCGUGCAUACAGCAUCCAGGGGGAGGCCGUUCAUACCACCCACCUGCUCGUCCAAGGGCCACCCUUCAUCGUCUCGCCUCCUGAGAACAUCACUGUCAACAUAUCACAGGAUGCUCUGCUCACCUGCCGGGCGGAGGCCUAUCCUGGCAACCUCACCUACACCUGGUACUGGCAGGAUGAGAACGUCUACUUCCAGAAUGACCUGAAGCUGAGGGUGCGGAUUCUGAUUGACGGGACCCUGAUCAUCUUCCGGGUGAAGCCAGAGGACGCGGGGAAGUACACAUGCGUCCCGAGCAACAGCCUGGGGCGCUCCCCCUCGGCCUCAGCAUACCUGACCGUGCAGUACCCAGCCCGUGUCCUCAACAUGCCCCCUGUGAUCUACGUGCCCGUGGGGAUUCACGGCUACAUCCGCUGCCCUGUGGACGCAGAGCCGCCAGCCACCGUGGUCAAGUGGAACAAGGACGGCCGCCCCCUGCAGGUUGAGAAGAACCUGGGCUGGACCCUGAUGGAGGACGGCUCCAUCCGAAUCGAGGAGGCCACAGAGGAGGCCCUUGGCACGUACACCUGUGUGCCUUACAACACCUUGGGGACCAUGGGCCAGUCUGCUCCCGCGAGGCUCGUCCUGAAGGACCCCCCGUAUUUCACGGUGCUACCAGGCUGGGAGUAUAGGCAAGAGGCUGGCCGGGAGCUGCUCAUCCCCUGCGCUGCCGCUGGGGACCCCUUCCCUGUCAUCACGUGGAGAAAGGUAGGGAAGCCCAGCAGAAGCAAGCACAAUGCCCUGCCCAGCGGGAGCCUGCAGUUCCGCGCCCUGAGUAAGGAGGACCACGGGGAGUGGGAGUGCAUCGCCACCAACGUGGUCACCAGCAUCACUGCCAGCACCCACCUGACUGUCAUCGGCACCAGCCCCCACGCCCCGGGCAGUGUCCGGGUCCAGGUCUCCAUGACAACUGCCAAUGUGUCCUGGGAGCCAGGCUAUGACGGAGGAUUUGAGCAGACAUUCUCAGUUUGGAUGAAGCGGGCACAGUUUGGGCCCCAUGACUGGCUGUCCCUGCCCGUGCCCCCAGGACCCAACUGGCUGCUGGUGGAUGUCCUGGAGCCUGAGACAGCAUACCAGUUCAGCGUCCUGGCCCAAAACAAGCUGGGAACGAGCGCCUUCAGUGAGGUGGUCACUGUGAACACUUUAGCAUUCCCUGUCACAACUCCAGAACCCCUGGUGCUGGUUACCCCACCGAGGUGCCUCACAGCCAACCGGACCCAGCAGGGCGUGCUCCUGUCUUGGCUCCCACCUGCCAAUCACAGCUUCCCCAUUGACCGCUACAUCAUGGAGUUCCGCAUCGGAGAACGCUGGGAGAUGCUAGAUGAUGCCAUCCCUGGCACUGACGGGGACUUCUUUGCCAAGGACUUGUCACAGGACACGUGGUACGAGUUCCGGGUCCUGGCCGUCAUGCAGGACCUGGUCAGCGAGCCCAGCAACAUCGCCGGCGUCUCCAGCACAGACAUCUUCCCGCAGCCGGACCUGACUGAUGAUGGGCUGGCUCGGCCGGUGUUGGCUGGAAUCGUGGCCACCAUCUGCUUCCUGGCCGCGGCCAUCCUGUUCAGCACGCUGGCUGCCUGCUUCGUCAAUAAGCAGCGCAAGCGGAAGCUCAAGCGCAAGAAAGAUCCUCCGCUCUCCAUCACGCACUGCAGGAAGAGCCUGGAGUCUCCCUUGUCCUCUGGUAAGGUCAGCCCCGAGAGUAUCCGCACACUCCGUGCCCCAUCAGAGUCCUCCGAUGACCAGGGCCAGCCGGCGGCCAAGAGGAUGCUGAGCCCUAUGCGUGAGAAGGAGCUGUCCUUGUACAAGAAGACCAAGAGGGCCAUCAGCAGCAAGAAGUAUAGUGUGGCCAAGGCGGAGGCUGAAGCGGAGGCCACCACACCCAUUGAGCUCAUUAGCAGGGGCCCCGAUGGCCGCUUCGUGAUGGAUCCCUCCGAGAUGGAGCCCUCUGCCAAGACCCGGCGCAUAGAGGGCUUCCCCUUUGCCGAGGAGACUGACAUGUACCCUGAGUUCCGCCAGUCAGACGAGGAGAAUGAGGACCCACUGGUGCCCACAUCUGUGGCCGCCCUCAAGUCCCAGCUGACUCCUCUGUCAUCCAGCCAGGAGUCCUACCUGCCACCACCAGCAUACAGCCCUCGGUUCCAGCCCCGUGGCCUAGAGGGCCCUGGCGGCCUGGAGGGCCGGCUCCAGGCCACCGGUCAAGCCAGGCCGCCGGCUCCCCGGCCCUUCCACCACAGCCAGUAUUACGGGUACCUCAGCAGCAGCAGCCCUGGGGAGGUGGAGCCGCCCCCCUUCUACAUGCCGGAGGUGGGCAGCCCCCUGAGCUCCGUCAUGUCCUCCCCACCCCUGCACGCCGAGGGGCCUUUUGGCCACCCCACCAUCCCUGAGGAGAACGGAGAGAAUGCUUCCAACAGCACGCUGCCCUUGACUCAGACACCCACCGGCGGGCGCUCCCCAGAGCCCUGGGGUCGGCCAGAGUUCCCCUUUGGGGGACUGGAGACCCCGGCCAUGAUGUUCCCCCACCAGCUGCACCCUUGUGACGUGGCGGAGAGUCUGCAGCCCGCGGCCGGCCUGCCCCGAGGACUGCCGCCCGCCUCCCUUCAGGUGCCUGCCGCCUACCCGGGCAUCCUGUCUUUGGAAGCACCCAAGGGCUGGGCUGGCAAGUCACCUGGCAGAGGCCCCGCCCCAGUGCCCACCACCGCCAAGUGGCAGGACAGGCCUGUGCAGCCUCUGGUGAGCCAAGGGCAGCUGAGACAUACCAGCCAAGGCAUGGGCAUACCCGUGUUGCCUUACCCCGAGCCAGCCGAGCCGGGGGCGCACGGCGGCCCCAGCACGCUGGGCCUGGACACCCGGUGGUACGAGCCCCAGCCCCGGCCGCGGCCCAGUCCCCGGCAGGCCAGGCGCGCCGAGCCCAGUUUACAUCAAGUGGUGCUACAGCCCUCCCGGCUCUCGCCUCUGACCCAAAGCCCCCUCAGCUCCCGCACCGGCUCCCCCGAGCUUGCCGCCCGGGCCCGGCCUCGUCCCGGCCUCUUGCAGCAGGCCGAGAUGUCGGAGAUCACCCUUCAGCCACCGGCCGCCGUCAGCUUCUCUCGCAAGUCCACGCCAUCCACGGGCUCCCCGUCCCAGAGCAGCCGCAGCGGCAGCCCCAGCUACCGGCCCACCAUGGGCUUCACCACUCUGGCCACAGGCUACCCCUCCCCUCCGCCGCCGCCGCCACCGCCGCCGCCGGGCCCUCCGGGGCCUGCGGACAACUUGGAUGUGUUUGGACAGACGCCUUCCCCUCGAAGGAUGGGGGAGGAGCUGCUCAGACCAGAGCCUCCCCCUCCACCGUUACCUACUUCAGGGACACAUCCACCUGCACCUGGGAAUGCUGCUGUACCUGAGAGGCUGGAGGCUCUGAAAUACCAACGGAUAAAGAAGCCCAAAAAGUCAUCCAAGGGCUCCUCGAAAUCAAAGAAACGAUCCGGUCCUGUGGCCCGACGAAGCUGUCUGCCUCCGGAGGAAGAAGAGACAUUCCCGGCCCGACCCCUUUGCCCGCCUCUCAGAUUUGUGCCACCGCCAGUUGCCGGAAGACCAGACGGCGAUUCUCAGCAGUGUGGAGCACGACGACCCUGGCCACGCCACUCUGCUGUGACGCUACCACUUAAAUGUGCCCCGAGUGAGGAUGCUGGCCAAGGGGCAAGGGCGGGAGAUGUGGGGCGAUGGGUGUGUGGGGCUUUGUCCUCCCCUGCUGGUGGAGGGGUGGCCUGGCUGUUGGUUUCCAGGGCUACUCAGACCCUGGUUCUGCUUGUUCUCCCUCUGGCCUGAGUGGGCGUCUCCUCUGCAUCCUGGUCUACUGGCUUUGUGUCCGGGACAGAGGGCUGGGGGCAGACUGGCUGCUGUGGGUAGAGCUCGGGAAGUGAACUGGGUAUGGGGGAGAUCUUCGCCCCCUACUCCCCUCUUCACUAGAUUGAUUUUUCCCACCUCCUCAAGUAUCUCUGGAGUAAAGAAGAAGAAGCAGUGGCCUUUUACUGCUUCGGUUUCAGUUUCUCAAGUCCUGGAAGAGGGCUGGACUUCCCAUCGUCUUCCAGACACUACAUAUAUAUAUAUAGAUAUAGAUGCAAAUGCAUAUGCGUGUAGUUUGUGGGUUUCUCUAUGUGUACAUACGUACGUGGAGGCAAAGUGCCGUUUCCU
Molecule: messenger RNA, 5003 nt
Organism: Phacochoerus africanus (Common warthog)
Lineage: Eukaryota; Metazoa; Chordata; Mammalia; Artiodactyla; Suidae
Gene: IGSF9B
Product: immunoglobulin superfamily member 9B
Exons: 20
Coding region: 177-4637 (1486 amino acids)
Biological process (GO): cell-cell adhesion
Molecular function (GO): protein binding
Source: RefSeq, a predicted model, not a curated record